AUGACUGAAGUGGUGGUGAACGGAGCCGGAUCUGGCGACUUCGACCUCAAGUCCGCCCGAGAAGCCCUAUCGUCCUCUUCCACGUCCACAAGACUGCAGCAAUUACGAGCAAUUGAUGAGAGGAUAUCUCAAAAUGCAAUCGACAAGGCAACUCAAUUGCAGCUGUUGAAGACCCUGUUCUGGACUCAUGCCUUCUAUACCGACCGCCCUUCCCGGAAAGCUGUGCAAAAAUGCUUGGUUUCAAUAUGCAAGGAGGGCGACUCGGACCUCCUUACCCCAUUCGUUGCUGUGGUUCGACAGGAAGCUGCGAAACCGAACAUUGCGGCAAACAAUGCUUUCGUUCUAGUUGAGUGGUGCGGCUUGUUGAUGGAGCAUCUUGCAACAACUCCACUGUGGGAAAAGUUCGGAAAGGACAUUAUUGCAGCAGACUCUGAUGCCCUCGAGAAGUGUCUUCGUUCCUCAACUAAGGGUGGUGUUGCGCAUUCUGCGCUUAUUGUGACACGGCGGGGACUACGAAAGCUAGCUACCUCUGAGGGCUCUGAAAAGGCAAUUAAUGAUGCUAUACAAGAUCUCUCCGCCAAGGGUUCGCAGCCAACUUCCAAGAACGCCAUAAUGCUUGGUGUGAUUGCUGGUGUUUGUUCUAGGAAGCCAGAAGCUAAGCCCUUCGUUGCGAAGCAGAAGUCUUUAUACCUCGCAUUUUACACACGAGAGAUUAUUGGAUCUAAGACACAGGUCCCGAAGCAUCUUGCCGCUGGUCUGAACGACUUCUUCUCGGCAUACCUUACACUGGAUGAUCUCGAAAAGGAAGUAAUCCCAUCACUGGAGAAAGGCCUCCUGCGAGCACCUGAGAUUGUACUGAAUGAUCUUGUUACACCUUUGAUAGAGUCUCUCCCAGAGGAGUGGGAUUUGUCCAGCAUACUCAAUGGGCACCUUCUCAAGCCACUGCUUUCCAAUGUCAAGUCGACGAAUCCGGCUAUCCGCAGUGGCGCGGUUGCGGCUUUCCAUGUGGUGGCCGAUCAAUGCCGGGAUUUCGGUGCAUUAGAGAAGACUGCUGACGAAAUUCUGACGCCGUUGAAGACGGGUAAGCUUGCAUCAGCAGAUCACAGAGUUCUUCACUCCGAGAUGCUUGCGUUCCUACCAGAAACAAACACCGUGGCAGAGAAGAUCGUUGCAGCUUUGCCAGCAGUAGCUAGCAAAGAAGGCAAUGAGCCCGCGCUCGCUGCAGAGACAUUGGCCCUUACAAAAGCGGCCAAAAUCAUGCUAUCAGGGGAACUUGAGUUACCAAAAGCUGUCCUCGAUGCCGCGAAAUUACGGAAAGAAGCUGAAGAUGCCCUGGCGGACCUCUAUGCCCGAAAUCAGACUCAGGUCUCUGGCGUCAUUAUAAACGGCCUGUGGCAUUGGCUUGAGAUGUUUGAGGUAGGCGAUAAGGAUAGUGCUGCUGUAUUGGCCAAAUCUGAGAAGGACAACCUCCAUUUGGCUUUAAAGUCUAUCUGCCUGACCCCAGUCGAAUGCGCAAAACGAGCGCAGUUGACUGCAGCAAAAGACCUGUUGGAGCCUCAAAUGUGCUCGCUGGUUGUACUUGCUCGUCAACAACUCAUCCCACGUUCCAAAUGGAUUGAUUUGUGCCUGCGAGUCGAUGUAGAUCCCGGUGCUCUAGCGCAGAAGUACGAGAAAGAGCUGUUGGAGGAGGUGGUUGAACGAACAAGUUUUGAGAGUUCGCGGGCCACCAAAGAAGCUGCGUGCGAUGCAGCAGCAGAACUCGCCUUUGUUGCCCCUGAGAUCAUGACGCCACGUAUCAUCCAAUUGAUCCAACGCGAUUUGGAUGUUUCUCAACUACAUGAUAUCGGGCCGGUCGAGGCAGCGAUCUUUCGCACACCUGAGGGUACCGCAUUCGUUGAUGUCCUUGCGAAGAAAUCACAAGUCGUCCCAAAUAAAAAUACUAAAGACUAUGAUACACUAAAGUGGGAGGAAGAAUUGAGAGCCCAAAUAGCGCAGAAAAGGGGUCAGCAAAAGAAGCUGACAGCCGACGAAACUGCCAAAGUCAAUGCUCAGCUAAAGAAGGAGGCUGAGAUUCGUCUCCGAGUGCAGCACACCGAAGCAAGGUUAUUACGAGGGUUUGGGAUUGUUCAAAGCCUCGUGACGGGACCGCCGACCGAUGCUGCUCUAUGGAUGGGCCCUGCAGUUCAAGCACUGCUUGAUGCUAUUGAGGCAGGCGCGACUUUGAUCACUGGAGAAGCUGGUCCUUCAGCAUACAUCACGCUUUCGAGCCUCAUCUCCUCGCGUCUUGGGCCGAUGGCACCCUUUGUUGGAGUCGCUACACUACGAGCUCACGAUGUAUCAGCCCUGCCUGAGAACCAAAUACAGGAGCCAGUCGAGGAUCUAAUCACCCGGGUGCUGUAUCGUCUCCGCUUUGCUGGAGAGCAACGGCCAUUUGAUACGGUUUCCUUGAUUUAUAUGAUACCCCUUAUUCUUUUGGUCUUGCGCAAGGGUGGAUUUGGCGAAACGACUGAUGAUCGUGAUGCUCAGUUGGUGCUGGCCAUCGAGUUUAUCGCCUUUCACACAAGCUCUUGCGAGGACGAAGCUAUGCCACGGUCCGAUCUACUCUCCAUCCUCAUCUUUUCCAUGCAACAGUACAGUCAACACUACAAAAUUGUUAAGGACUGUUUUGCAGACCUGGUCCGUUGCAUUGCACCUAAUGUCAGCCAGGAUGAGAUCAGAGUCCUCGCUGAAGGAGCUAUUGUGCCUCAAGCCACAGUCAGGACAACUGUAUUGCAGUCGAUCAGUGCUGAAGUGGACAUGAGCGAGCUUGACUUCUCCGAGGAGAUCUGGCUUGCUUGUCAUGAUGACGUCGAGGAGAAUGUUGAGUUGGGCAAAGAAAUCUGGCAAGAGAGCGAGUUCGAGGUUUCUCAUGAUGUGCCGUUCAAAACACUGCCUUACUUGCAGAGCAAAGAUGGGCAACUGCGACGAGCGGCUGCAAGAUCGCUCGCUGAGGCAACACAUAUCCAUCCUUCAACGAUGCUGAAACUUUUAGAGCACCUGAGAGCUUCGUACCUUGAACUUGCCAAACCGCGGGUGCCACAGCUUGACGAGUACGGUAUGCCGAAGAAGAUGGAUCUUUCCGACCCCUGGGAAGCGAGACAUGGUAUAGCCGCUGCUUUAAAAGAGCUUGCCCCUUAUCUUGAAAUAGGCCAGUUGGAUGCGUUCUUUACUUUUCUCAUCGAGCAAGGACCUCUCGGCGAUCAGCAUGCUUCUGUCCGCAGCGAGAUGUUAGAAGCCGCCAACAACGCCAUCAGCAUACAUGGAAAGGCCAUUGUAGAUAAACUCAUGAAAACGUUCGAGAAAACGCUCGAGGCCCCAGACAAGGGCUCUGAAGCUGGCGAUCGGGUCAACGAGGCAGUCAUUAUCAUGUAUGGUGCCCUCGCUCGACAUCUCAAACCAGGUGAUGCGAAGAUUCCAGUCGUCAUUGAGAGGCUUCUUGCUACCUUGAGCACUCCAUCCGAGACGGUGCAAUAUGCCAUAGCAGAAUGUCUUCCUCCCUUGGUUCAAACUUGCGGUGACAAAUCUUCAAAAUAUUUCGAUCAAAUUCUCGAAACUUUGCUCACCUCAAAGAAGUAUGCAGUCCAGCGAGGCGCAGCUUAUGGACUUGCAGGUUUAGUCAUGGGACGCGGUAUUAAUUCUUUGAGGGAGUAUCGAAUAAUAAUUUCCCUGAAGAGCGCUUUGGAUAACAAGAAAGAAGCAAACCAGAGGGAGGCAGCUCUUAUAGCUUAUGAGCUGCUAGCAACGGUUCUUGGUCGCUUAUUCGAGCCGUACGUCAUCCAAAUCGUCCCACAGCUGCUUACCGGCUUUGGCGAUGGUAAUGCCAAUGUUCGUGAUGCGGCGUUGGCUGCCGCGAAGGCAUGCUUCGCUAGACUCAGUUCUUUCGGUGUCAAGAAAAUUCUACCCACUUUGCUUGACGGUCUUGAUGAAGAUCAGUGGCGAAGCAAGAAGGGAGCCUGCGACUUGCUCGGAGCGAUGGCAUACUUGGAUCCGCAGCAGCUUGCACAGAGCUUGCCAGAAAUCAUUCCUCCGCUGACGGCUGUUCUAAAUGACAGUCAUAAGGAAGUGAGAUCGGCUGCCAACAAGAGCUUGAAGAGGUUUGGCGAGGUCAUCAACAACCCUGAAGUCAAGAAUCUCGUUGAUAUUCUACUCAAGGCCCUCAGUGACCCCACUAAAUACACAGACGAGGCUUUGGAUGCACUCAUUAAGGUGCAAUUUGUGCAUUACCUGGAUGCACCGUCGCUGGCUCUCGUUAGUCGUAUCUUGCAGCGUGGUCUCAGUGAUAGAUCCAAUACAAAGAGGAAAGCGGCCCAGGUCAUCGGUAGUUUGGCUCAUCUCACUGAGAGGAAAGAUUUGGUGGCCCAUCUCCCCGUCCUGGUCGCCGGUCUCAAGCUUGCCAUUGUUGAUCCCGUACCCACUACCCGUGCAACCGCAUCUCGAGCACUUGGAUCUCUCGUCGAAAAGCUGGGCGAAGAUGCGUUGCCAGACCUCAUCCCGCAACUCAUGCAAACUCUCAAGUCCGACACUGGUGCUGGCGACCGACUUGGUUCUGCUCAGGCUCUUAGCGAGGUGCUGGCAGGAUUGGGUACAACCAGGCUGGAAGAGACCCUGCCUACCAUCCUUCAAAAUGUCGAGUCUUCCAAACCCGCUGUCCGAGAAGGCUUUAUGUCGUUGUUCAUCUUCUUGCCUGUCUGCUUUGGCAACAGCUUCGCAAACUACCUUGGAAAAAUCAUUCCGCCAAUUCUUUCUGGACUUGCGGACGACAUUGAGUCUAUCCGAGAGACUGCUCUCAGAGCCGGUCGAUUGUUGGUCAAGAACUUUGCUGUCAGGGCUGUCGAUCUCUUGCUCCCUGAGCUAGAGCGUGGUCUCGCAGAUGACAGCUACAGAAUCCGUCUCAGCUCUGUCGAGCUUGUCGGUGAUCUUCUCUUCAAUCUUACUGGCAUUACCGGUAAGGAAGACACCGAGGAGAUGGACGAAGAGAAUGUCAAAGAAGCGGGGGCUUCGUUGCGCGAAAUCCUUGGUGAAGAGAAACGCAACAAGAUUCUAUCCGCGCUGUAUAUCUGCAGAAACGACACGGCUGGAGCCGUGCGAAGCGCAGCAAUCAGCGUCUGGAAGGCUCUGGUGUCUACUCCGAGAACACUCAAGGAGCUUGUUCCUACACUUACGCAGCUCAUCAUUCGCCGUCUUGGCAGUUCAAACAUGGAGCACAAGGUUAUUGCCAGCAAUUCCCUUGGAGAGCUCAUUCGAAAGGCUGGUGAUGGUGUCCUAUCAAGCCUUCUGCCUACUUUAGAGGAAGGUCUACAGACAUCGACUGAUACCGAUGCUAAGCAGGGUAUCUGCCUUGCGCUGAAGGAAUUGAUCUCCUCGGCGUCAGAGGAGGCCUUGGAGGACCACGAGAAGACCCUUAUCUCUGUCGUACGAACCGCACUCACUGACUCCGACGAAGACGUCCGUGAAGCAGCCGCAGAAGCCUUCGACUCUCUGCAACAGAUUCUGGGCAAGCGUGCAGUAGAUCAAGUAUUGCCAUUCUUGCUCAACCUUUUACGCUCCGAAGACGAUGCAGACAAUGCCUUGCAGGCCCUGCUUACUCUUCUGACAGAGACGACUCGUUCAAAUAUUAUUCUGCCGAACCUCAUCCCUACACUCAUCACACCCCCAAUCUCUUCGUUCAACGCUAAAGCUUUGGCAUCCCUGUCCCAGGUUGCCGGCGCUGCUAUGAACCGCCGUCUACCAGGUAUUAUCAAUUCGCUGAUGGACAACAUCAUCAAUAGCAAAGAUGACUUGCGAGAGGAUUUGGACAAAUCAUUCGAUACAGUACUUCUGUCUAUCGACGAAUACGAUGGCCUGAACACUGUGAUGAAUGUUCUUCUACAGCUCCUUAAGCAUGAAGACCACCGAAAGAGAGCUGCUACCGCCCGUCACUUGGCGACAUUCUUUGCACAGGCUGAUGUUGACUACUCUCGCUACAACCAAGACAUUAUUCGCGCACUGCUUCUGUCCUUUGAUGAUCGCGACCUAGAGGUUGUCAAGGGUGCAUGGAGCGCGCUGAGUGAAUUUACCAAGAAGCUGAGGAAGGAAGAGAUGGAGGCUCUUGUGCCUUCUACUCGGCAGACCCUGCUUCUCGUUGGCGUCCCUGGCGUGAACCUGCCAGGAUUCGAGUUGCCAAAGGGCAUCAACGCCAUCCUGCCAAUCUUCCUGCAAGGUCUUAUGAACGGUACCGCCGAUCAGCGUACGGCGGCCGCGCUUGCCAUCUCUGAUAUCGUAGACCGUACAAGCGAGAGCUCCCUUAAGCCGUUCGUCACUCAGAUCACUGGUCCUCUUAUUCGUGUCGUCUCCGAGCGGUCGACAGAAGUCAAAUCUGCCAUUCUCCUUACCCUCAACAAUCUGCUAGAGAAGAUGCCAACAGCACUCAAGCCGUUCUUGCCACAACUGCAACGAACGUUUGCAAAGUCGCUGGCAGAUACUUCCAGUGACUUACUACGGUCUCGUGCAGCCAAGGCUCUUGGAACCCUGAUCAAAUUCACACCUCGUGUUGAUCCUCUCAUUGCGGAGCUUGUGACCGGUUCAAAGACAACGGAUUCGGGUGUAAAGACGGCCAUGUUGAAGGCUUUGUACGAAGUGAUUAGCAAGGCUGGUGCCAAUAUGGGAGAAUCUUCAAGAGCAGCUGUCCUCAGCUUAAUUGACAUGGAGACAGAUGAGAGGGACGAGAAUAUGACAAUCACCAACGCGAAGCUGCUUGGCGCUCUUAUGAAGAACGUACCUGCAGAUGUUGCCAGCACUUUGUUGAAGAACCGGGUUGUGACCACGUCCUUCAGUCAUACCUCUGUCCUCGCGCUCAACGCGGUUCUCCUAGAAUCAUCCGAGACGCUUCUCACUAGCCCACUGGCCGACGACUUGCCCGAUCUCCUCUGCCAGGGCAUGACGAACAAGGAGCCAUAUAUUGCGGAGAACUUCAUCCUUGCAACGGGCAAAUAUCUUCUGACUGACUCACCGAAGUCAUUCGAGUCAACAAAGCAGAUCUUUGAGACGAUAGCAGGUAUCAUCCCGCCAGGCGCCCCGGUUGAUAUGCGACGCCUGGCGCUGGUUCUUGUGCGUACACUUUCACGUGUCAAUGAGGACAUGGUGCGGCCCCACCUACCAAUGCUCGCACCCCCUAUCUUUGCUUCUGUUCGAGACAUGGUCAUUCCUGUCAAACUAGCAGCAGAGGCGGCGUUUGUGGCGCUGUUCAAUGUUGUCGAUGAGGAGAGCCGAGUGUUUGACAAGUACAUCUCUGGUCCGGGGGCAGAGCAUCUGCCUGCUGGUGCUAAGCGCAGCAUGCAGGACUACUUCAAGCGUGUAGCGUUGAGAUUAGGAAGCCAGGCGAGAGAGCGGAGAGAAGCGGAAGGAGGUGCAGGUGGUCUGGGCUUGGCUGGUGAUGAGGCUGAAGACGAAAAGGAGAUCUGGGCAGUGGGCAGACUAGAGGUUGGUGCCGAUGUGUUCGGCAAGGAUUGA
Molecule: messenger RNA, 7527 nt
Organism: Phaeoacremonium minimum UCRPA7
Lineage: Eukaryota; Fungi; Ascomycota; Sordariomycetes; Togniniales; Togniniaceae
Product: putative translational activator gcn1 protein
Exons: 5
Coding region: 1-7527 (2508 amino acids)
Biological process (GO): cellular response to amino acid starvation; regulation of translation
Cellular component (GO): cytosol
Molecular function (GO): protein kinase regulator activity
Source: RefSeq, a predicted model, not a curated record